This is a messenger RNA of Didymodactylos carnosus, 891 nucleotides long. The record is from the annotation of a GenBank genome assembly. NCBI's taxonomy places the organism in Eukaryota, Metazoa, Rotifera, Eurotatoria, Philodinida, Philodinidae.
AUGGCAACAGCACGUGAUACACAUACUGCAACCCUGCUUAAUUCGAGCAAAGUUCUUGUCACUGGCGGUUCCAGAUCGAGCGUUAUUAGCAGUUUCGGAUCCUCUGAUGCUCUUGCUAGUUCUGAAAUAUAUGAUCCAUCACCGAGCCAAUGGAACCAAACUGCAAGCAUGGCAACAGCACGUGAUGUACAUACUGCGACCUUGCUCAGUUCGGGGAAGGUUCUGAUUACUGGUGGUUUCGAAUCCUCUAGUGCUCUUGCUAGUUCUGAAAUAUAUGAUACAUCGACUGGCCAAUGGAACUAUACUGCAAGCAUGAUAACUGCACGUUGUAUACAUACUGCGACCCUGCUCAAUUCAGGCAAAGUUCUUGUCACUGGUGGUUCCCAAUGGAGCUUUCCUAGCUCUGGUGGUUACGGAUCGGUCUAUAUUCUUGCUAAUUCUGAAAUAUAUGAUCCGUCAACAGGUCAAUGGAAAUCUGCCACAAGUAUGGCAAAAGCACGUUAUGCACAUACUGCGACCCUGCUCAAUUCGGGCAAGGUUCUGAUUACUAGUGGUUCCGGAUCCUCGGGUGCUCUUGCUAGUUUUGAACUGUAUGAUCUAUCAACAAGUCAAUGGAACACUGUCACAAGCAUGGGAGCAGCACGUUAUGGACAUACUGCGACCCUGCUCAAUUCGGGCAAGGUUCUGAUUACUGGUGGUUCCGGAUCCUCUGGUGCUCUUGCUAGUUCUGAACUAUUUGAUCCAUCGACUGGCCAAUGGAACACUACUGCAAGCAUGGCAACAGCACGCUAUGCACAUACUGCAACCCUGCUCAAUUCGGGCAAGGUUCUGAUUACUGGUGGUUACGGAUCCUCGGGCGCUCUAGCUAGUUCUGAACUAUAUGAUCCAUAG